Molecule: messenger RNA, 3163 nt
Organism: Condylura cristata (star-nosed mole)
Lineage: Eukaryota; Metazoa; Chordata; Mammalia; Eulipotyphla; Talpidae
Gene: WWC2
Product: WW and C2 domain containing 2
Exons: 19
Coding region: 149-3163 (1004 amino acids)
Biological process (GO): regulation of DNA-templated transcription; regulation of hippo signaling; negative regulation of organ growth
Cellular component (GO): cytoplasm
Molecular function (GO): molecular adaptor activity; kinase binding
Source: RefSeq, a predicted model, not a curated record
GUCCUUUGCGGACUGUGUUGGGGAUGAGCUGCCGUGGGGCUGGGAAGCAGGGUUUGACCCCCAGAUUGGUGUCUACUACAUCGAUCAUGUCAACAAGACCACACAGAUUGAAGACCCCAGAAAACAGUGGCGGGGGGAACAGGAGAAGAUGCUCAAGGACUAUCUCUCGGUGGCUCGGGAUGCGCUCAGGACGCAGAAGGAGCUGUACCACGUGAAGGAGCAGAGGCUGGCCUUGGCCCUGGAUGAGUACGUCCGGCUAAACGACGCCUACAAGGAAAAGUCAAGUUCUCGCACGAGCUUAUUCUCAGGAUCUUCAUCCAGCACUAAAUACGACCCGGAUAUUUUGAAAGCCGAGAUCUCCACUACACGAUUGAGGGUCAAAAAGCUCAAGAGGGAACUCUCGCAGAUGAAGCAGGAGCUGCUGUAUAAGGAGCAAGGCUUUGAGACGCUGCAGCAGAUUGAUAAAAAAAUGUCCGGAGGCCAGAGCGGCUACGAACUCGGUGAAGCCAAAGCCAUUCUAACCGAACUGAAGUCCAUCAGAAAGGCCAUUAGCUCAGGAGAAAAAGAGAAACAAGACCUGAUGCAGAGUCUUGCCAAGCUGCAGGAGCGGUUUCAUUUGGAUCAGAGCAUUGGACCAGCUGAACCGGACUUGAGAUCCAGCCCAGCGAGCUCUCACUUAUCCCUCUCCAGACAGACCCUUGAUGCCGGGUCACAGACAAGCAUCUCUGGAGACAUCGCCAUGAGAAGUAGAUCAAACUUAGCAGAAAAGGUCAGACUGAGCCUCCAAUAUGAAGAAGCCAAGAGAAGCAUGGCCAACCUGAAAAUCGAACUGUCGAAACUGGACGGCGAGGCCUGGCCCGGGACGCUGGACGUCGAGAAGGAGAAGCUGAUGCUGAUUCACGAGAAGGAAGAGCUGCUGAAGGAACUCCAGUUUGUCACGCCGCAGAAACGCUCUCCCGACGAGCUGCAGCGCCUGGAGGCCGCGAGGCGGCGGCUGGAGGAGGAGCUGCUGCCCGUCAGGGGUGCGCCCAGCCCAGCGCUGGCCGAGAGGUUGAAAUUAGAAGAGCGAAGAAAAGAGUUACUACAGAAACUUGAAGAAACUACUAAAUUAACUACUUAUUUGCAUUCACAACUUAAGAGCCUCUCCGCCAGCACCCUGUCCGUGUCGUCCGGCAGCAGCCUGGGCUCGCUGGCCUCCAGCCGGGGCUCCCUCAACACCUCCAGCCGGGGCUCCCUCAACUCCCUCAGCUCCAGCGAGCUCUACUACGCCAGCCCGGCGGACCAGCUGGACGCAGACUACCAGUACAAGCUGGACUUCCUGCUGCAGGACAAGGGGGGCUACGCGCCCUCCGGCCCCAUCACCACCAUCCACGAGAACGAGGUGGCCAAGUCCCCCGGCCAGCCCGGCCAGAGUGGCUCCAGUGGGGUGGCCACGGCCGCCGGCCACACGCCGCCGCCCACCGAGGCCCCCAAGUCGGUGACCUCCCUGUCCUCCCGGUCCUCCCUGUCCUCGCUGUCCCCGCCCGGCUCGCCCUUGGUUCUGGAGGGCUCGUUCCCCAUGUCUGCCCACGACGCCCCCCUCCACCAGCUCGCUGCCGACUUCGAGGACUGUGAGUUGAGCGGCCACUUUGCGGACAUGGGCCUGGGCGACAGCCAGGCCCCGCUGGACUCGGAGGCGGGCAGCGCGGCCCGGCCGCUGCUGGAGGACUCCGGAGGUGCCAGGGAGCCGUUGUACGGAGGAGCUGCGGACACAGAAAAAUCAUUACUGAAAAGAAGAGUGAUCCACCUGCUGGGGGAGAAAACCGCCUGCGUGUCGGCAGCCGUGUCUGACGAGUCUGUGGCUGGGGACAGCGGUGUCUACGAGGCUUUCAUCAAACAGCCCAGCGAAGCUGAAGAUGCUACCUAUGGCGACGAGGAGGCUGCCGUCCUGGAGACCGCCCAGGUGCAAAUCGGACUCAGAUAUGAUGCAAAACGGUCGAGCUUCAUGGUGAUUCUAGCACAGCUCCGAAAUCUUCAUGCCUUCUUGAUACCUCACACUUCAAAAGUAUAUUUCAGGGUCGCUCUGCUUCCCUCUUCAACCGAUGUCAGCUGCCUGUUUCGAACUAAAGUCCAUCCAGCCACAGAAGCCAUUUUAUUCAAUGAUGUGUUCCGAGCCGCCAUUUCCCAAACAGCCCUGCAGCAGAAGACCCUGAGAGUGGACCUGUGUUCUGUCAGUAAGCACCGAAGAGAGGAGUGCCUGGCCGGGACCCAGAUCAGCCUGGCAGGCUUGCCGUUUUCCAGUGAAGCUUUCACUCUCUGGUACAACCUGCUUCCUUCCAAGCAAAUGCCAGGUACGAAGGCUGAGGACGACAGCGAAGACGCCGCCUUCCCACCCGGCCAGCCGCUGGUCGAGUCCAUAGACCUGGUCGCCGCCGCCUGGGCGCCCGUCCGUGCCAGGCGGGAGCUCACGCCGCUGCCCAAGCCGGCGCGUCCUGUUUUGUCCCGCGGCAGGUUAGCGAUGCUGCGAGAAGCCUCCGAAGAACUUCGGGCCGAGGAGGGGCCUGCAGUUAAGCUGCCAGGGGACAGCAGCUGCUCACAAGAGGCGGGUUCGUGCCCGAGCGUCCCCCAGAUGGUCGAAGACGCCUGCAGGAGAGACAGCCCCGGGGCCAGAGGCCCGGGCAGCCCCCCGCCGGCCGGCGCGCCCGUCCUGCAUCGGCAGCUGAAUCGCAGUGACAGUGACAGUUCUACCCUGGCUAAGAAAUCCCUGUUUGUGAGAAACUCCACUGAGCGGCGCAGCUUGAGGGUCAAAAGGGUGUGCCAGCCCACGCUCAGGAGAGCCUCGCAGGAGUGCCCGGUGCGCACGUCGCUGGACCUGGAACUGGACCUCCAGGCCUCCCUCACACGGCAGAGCCGCCUCAACGACGAGCUGCAGGCCCUGCGGGGCUUGCGGCAGAAGCUGGAGGAGCUGAAGGCUCAGGGGGAGACCGACCUGCCGCCGGGCGUGCUGGAGGACGAGCGCUUCCAGAAGCUGCUCAGGCAGGCGGAGAAGCAGGCUGAGCAGUCAAGGGAGGAGCAGAAGCAAGGCCUGAGCGCCGAGAAGCUCAUGAGGCGAGUGUCCAAGGACGCGUGUCGGCUCCGGGAGCAGAGCCGGAACAUCCCCCAGCAGGUGCAGUCCUUCAGGUAG